Molecule: messenger RNA, 2296 nt
Organism: Pogona vitticeps (central bearded dragon)
Lineage: Eukaryota; Metazoa; Chordata; Lepidosauria; Squamata; Agamidae
Source: RefSeq, a predicted model, not a curated record
CUUGCCUCCCUGGCUCGAGCCUCGAAGCGGCCCGGCUGCCGGCCCCUUCCCUCCGCGCCUCAUCCCUUUCGCAAUCCGUUUGGUCCCGCAGGUUCCUCCUCGAAGCACGAGUUCCAGGCCGAGACCAAGAAGCUGCUGGACAUCGUGGCCCGCUCGCUCUACUCGGAGAAGGAGGUUUUUAUCCGGGAACUGAUCUCCAAUGGAAGUGAUGCAUUAGAAAAACUGCGUUAUAAGCUGGUGUCUGAAGGGAAGGCCCUGCCAGAACUGGAGAUCCACCUUGAGACAGACUCUAAGAAAAGAACUCUUACUGUCCAGGACACAGGUAUUGGGAUGACCCGAGAGGAACUUCUGUCCAAUCUGGGCACCAUAGCACGAUCUGGCUCCAAGGCCUUUCUAGAUGUGCUGGAGAAGCAGGGAGAGGCCAACAGUAAGAUCAUUGGCCAAUUUGGAGUGGGCUUCUACUCGGCCUUCAUGGUAGCUGAUCGGGUGGACGUUUUCUCACAGUCGGUGGAGCCGGGCAGCUCUGGCUACUGCUGGAGUUCAGACAGUUCCGGGAUGUUUGAGAUCUCAGAAGCUUCUGGAGUAUGCACUGGGACUAAAAUAAUUCUCCAUCUCAAAGAAGACUGCAAGGAAUUUGCCAGUGAGGAACGGGUCAAAGAGGUAAUCACAAAAUACAGCAACUUCAUCAGUUUCCCUGUCUACCUGAACGGGCGCUCUAUCAACACCUUGCAGGCCCUCUGGAUGAUGGACCCCAAGGACAUCGGGGACUGGCAGCACAAGGAGUUCUAUCGCUUCAUUGCCCAGGCCUAUGAUGAGCCCCGUUAUAUCCUUCAUUACAAGACUGAUGCGCCUCUCAACAUCCGCAGCAUCUUCUAUGUGCCAGAGGUGAAGCCCUCCAUGUUCGAUGUCAGCCGGGAGCUGGGCUCCAGCGUAGCCCUCUACAGUCGCAAGGUCCUGAUCCUGACUAAAGCCACAGAUAUUUUGCCCAAGUGGCUCCGUUUCCUGAAAGGAGUUGUGGACAGCGAGGAUAUCCCCUUGAACCUGAGCCGGGAGCUGCUGCAGGAGAGCACCCUCAUCCGGAAGCUUCGGGAAGUUUUGCAGCAGCGGCUCAUCAAAUUCUUCAUGGAUCAGAGCAAGCGAGACCCUGAGAAAUACGCCAAGUUCUUUGAGGAUUACGGGUUGUUCAUGCGUGAGGGAAUUGUCACCAUUGCUGAACAGGAUGUCAAGGAAGACAUUGCCAAGCUACUGCGCUAUGAGUCCUCAGCACUGCCUGCUGGCCAGCUGACCAGCCUCCCGGAAUAUGCCAGUCGCAUGCCAGCUGGCAGCAGGAGCAUCUACUACCUGUCUGCCCCCAACCGCCACCUGGCUGAACACUCUCCGUACUAUGAGGCCAUGAAGAAGAAGAAUGUGGAGGUGCUCUUCUGCUAUGAGCAGUUUGAUGAACUGACGCUGCUGCAUCUGAGGGAGUUUGAGAAAAAGAAGCUGAUGUCAGUGGAGACGGAUAUUGUGGUUGACCACUACAAGGAGGAGAAGUUUGAGGAGAGCCGCUCAGCUGAAGAAUGCCUUAGUCCCCAGGAUGCUGAGGAUCUCAUGGCCUGGAUGAGGAAUGCUCUUGGUUCUCGGGUGGCUGCAAUCAAGGUGACCCCCCGCCUGGAUACCCAUCCAGCCAUGAUCACUGUGCUGGAGAUGGGUGCUGCCCGCCACUUCCUGCGCAUGCAGCAGCUGGCCAAGACGAGUGAGGAGCGAGCCCAAAUCUUGCAGCCCACACUGGAGAUCAAUACAGGGCAUGCCCUGAUCAAGAAGCUGAACCAGCUGCGAGCCAGUCAGCCUGACCUGGCCCAAAUGCUGCUUGACCAGAUCUAUGACAAUGCAAUGAUGGCGGCAGGUCUGAGCGAGGAUCCCCGGCCGAUGGUGAGCCGGCUGAAUGAGCUCCUCACCAAAGCCUUGGAGAAGCACUGAGGGAGGCGGCCGGCCGGCCUGGCUUCGGAGGAUGACCUCCUCCUUUGCGUCGGGACCCAGAGGGGGACUGGCUCGGUCCCCUGCCGGCUGGACUUCCUGGCUGCCUGCUUGGUUCCCUCGGGGAAAGGACAGCCCAGGCUUUGCUCUUGCCCUGCUGGGGACUGAGCCCUGCAGGAUCAUGUUGUUGUUUUUUCCUUUUCCCAAAAAUGCAUGUGACUGGAUUGUCCCUGUUUGUGUUGGGGCUGGGUUGGACAUGCCCCCCCUCUCCUUUGCGGGUGCCGAGAGGGCACAGCUGGGCCUUCGGGGUCUUCCAGUAAAGUCCUCGCGCUCUCUCUCA